CAAGACUUAAAAACGUAAAAACUAAAAUGCUCAACGCAAAAGUUGGUAAAGUUGGCAAGGUGUUGGUAUGUGGCAUGAAAGGCGUUGGUAAGACAACAGUAAUUGAGCAGUUGGUUUAUGGAAACCUAAAUCCAGACACAGAACUCCAUCCUACCAUUGAGGACAUCUAUGUUGCCAGCUGCGACACGGGCCGUGGAGGGGCUCGUGAAACAUUACGCAUCUACGACACAGCUGGACUGCAGGGCGAGCAGGCGGCUCAAUUGCCGCGGCACUACUUACAAUUCCCUGAUGCUUUUGUAUUGGUCUAUGACCCCAUUGAUCCACGAAGCUUAGAUAUGCUGGCAGACAUUAAGUCAGACAUUGACAAGCAUAAGGAAAAGAAGGAAAUCCCUGUCAUUGUACUGGCCAAUGUGCGAGCCCGGGCUAAGAGGGACACACCACCAACAACGCCUAACCCCGUCGAAAAGAUUAUGGACCGGGCAAACAUCUGGUGCCAGCGGGAGCGUAUAAAGCACUACACAGUCAAUGCCAUGGAACGCCCUUCAUUGUACGAGCCGUUCACGUCUCUGUGCGCUCGUGUUCAUCCAGCACAGACAAAAAGCACGUUCCCGCAACUGCGCCAGGUCAUGCAGAAUCGGCAAAAGAGCGAGGCGUAGAUUCCUACAAAUAUAUUUAGUCUCAAAUUGCGAACUACUAACUAAUGGGUAUGGGGGUAUUAUUUAUGUCUUAAUUUGUCUACUGUUUACAUGCCUUUCAAUGCGCUGCUUUAAUUGUACUUAUAUUGAUGUCUGUGAGUGUCCAAUUAAAUAUUUAGUAUUUAUUACAAAAA
This is a messenger RNA of Drosophila persimilis, 829 nucleotides long. RefSeq names its product NF-kappa-B inhibitor-interacting Ras-like protein (gene kappaB-Ras). NCBI's taxonomy places the organism in Eukaryota, Metazoa, Arthropoda, Insecta, Diptera, Drosophilidae. The record is from RefSeq and is a predicted model, not a curated record. The coding region runs from base 27 to 656 and encodes 209 amino acids. Gene Ontology annotation, biological process: canonical NF-kappaB signal transduction. Gene Ontology annotation, molecular function: GTP binding; GTPase activity. The transcript is spliced from 2 exons.